Molecule: messenger RNA, 622 nt
Organism: Harpegnathos saltator (Jerdon's jumping ant)
Lineage: Eukaryota; Metazoa; Arthropoda; Insecta; Hymenoptera; Formicidae
Gene: RpS11
Product: ribosomal protein S11
Exons: 4
Coding region: 94-561 (155 amino acids)
Biological process (GO): translation
Cellular component (GO): ribosome; cytosolic small ribosomal subunit
Molecular function (GO): structural constituent of ribosome
Source: RefSeq, a predicted model, not a curated record
CGUGUUGGCCGCUCUCACGUUCCUCUCUGCUAUGACCAUCGUUUAGCUAACAUACAGAAGUAUUUGGUGUUUCAGCUACUUUUGGAGAACAUCAUGGCUGAUCAGAGCGAACGUGCUUUUCAAAAGCAGCCAACUAUUUUCUUAAAUCGCAAAAAAGGUUUAGGCCCUAAGCGCAGGAAACCUAUGAGAUACAGCCGCAAUGUUGGCUUGGGUUUCAAAACGCCACGCGAGGCUCUUGAAGGAACAUAUAUUGAUAAGAAAUGUCCCUUCACUGGUAAUGUCUCAAUUAGAGGAAGAAUUUUGACUGGAGUUGUCCAGAAAAUGAAAAUGCAGAGAACAAUAGUUAUACGUAGAGACUAUCUACAUUACAUAAGAAAAUAUAAUCGAUUUGAGAAGCGUCAUAGAAAUAUGAGUGUCCAUCUUAGUCCCUGCUUCAGGGAUGUUGAAAUUGGUGAUGUGGUUACCAUAGGAGAAUGUCGGCCAUUGAGCAAAACUGUGCGCUUUAAUGUAUUGAAAGUUUCUAAAGGAACUGGAUCUAAAAAAAGCUUCAAGAAAUUUUAAGUUUUUUUUUCAAUUAGAGUAUUAUUUUUGUUAUUUAUGCAUGUAAUUAAAUUAAAUAGAA